Messenger RNA from Trypanosoma theileri, 1383 nucleotides. RefSeq lists its product as uncharacterized. The coding region runs from base 1 to 1383 and encodes 460 amino acids. The record is from RefSeq and is a predicted model, not a curated record. NCBI's taxonomy places the organism in Eukaryota, Euglenozoa, Kinetoplastea, Trypanosomatida, Trypanosomatidae. The transcript has a single exon.
AUGGCCAAAUUGAAUAAUUCACGGAAUACGGAGUUGACCUCUUCUAAAGGUUCAAAAACCCCAACAAAAAAUGAAAGUACCCCCUCCAAGUUGGUGAACAAGUCUCCAGAAAGCUUUGAAAAUCCAAUGUCUAGCAACUGCGACGAGAGAAUUCUUUCAAAUUCAGACUGUGAUUCCUCUUCUAGUGAUAUGGUUGUACAUAUAUCUACGAUGAUACGCCACCAUUGCCUCAAUACACGUAGUCCAUCAAAUACACGUAGUUCAUCAGGUACACCAGCUCUAAGCACUCGUAGGAGAAGCUAUUCCAUCUCAGAUGAGAAGACACUCUUCCCUCCAAGGCAUAUGAUGGUAGAACGGCAAUGUGAACCUGGUAAUAAACGACCCGAUUGGAAUAGUAAUCGAAGAUAUGUUGAUGAAUCACCAAAGGAGAAACUACCACGUAUUCGUAUUAAAUCUCCAAAUAAAUAUGAGUUUCUCCAUCGCGGUAAGAGUGUCACACAAUUCUCUAGAAAACCAACUGGUGUUGAAAGACAGGUUGUUUCUUGGUUAACAGAAAGUCCAAUAAAAAAUGUUAGAGGUAAGAAAAUAUCGAAAAAAAAUAAUGAAAAUAUUCUGCAAGCACUAAAACAGAUAAACUUUAAAGAAGCAUUUUCAAAGUUUAAAUCUGGUGAUACAGAGAACCCCUUUUUAAGGAAUGCUGAUGUACUUUUCAAAGUUUUCUCUAUGCGUACUGAUUCAAUUACAGAAGAAAUGCUUUAUGAUCAUUUUCUUAUGUUUACACCAACUGGUGUAGCACCAUAUGAAGCAUUUGAUUUUCUUAAGGACUCUUGUGAUGGUAAAAAAGAACUUAGUUUUGAGGAUUUCCUGUGCUAUGGUGAUAAAUUACGUGAACGCUUAUGCGCAUUUGAAGAUUUUACUUCAUUAACUGAUCAAGAUAAAAUAAAUACAAUUUUAACACGGGUUUUAAAUGAUGGAGUAAGGCCAACAGAAAUGAAAAAAGCUCGAAAUAUGCUUUUGAAAUAUGCAGAAGAUCAGCAAAAUGGUCAAGUGAAUUCUGCAUGUAAAUCUAUGCGAGCAUAUGAACUCUCCUUUCUUGUAGAUAUGAAAAAAAAGAAUGGAACAACAAAAGGGAAUAGAUACUCAUCUCAUUUAGGAGGUAAUGGACGUUUUAAUAAUACUCCAAAAAGAAAUCCCUCCUCGGAUGGGCGUCCUUCUAGCCACGUUGGAAAUGGAGAAAAUGCGUAUUAUAAUAAUAAUAAUAAUAAAAAGGGAAAUAUGAACGGCCAAAGAUGUGGUUCUGCUCUAUUGUAUGAUUUCUCUGUUGGCGCAGAAAAUAAUAAUAAUAAUAAUAAUAAUAAUAAUAAGUCAAGCCUUGGAAAAUAA